AUGGUAUUAUUGCAAUUUGAUAUAACUUUUGUUCCACUUCGAGCUGUGAAAGGACAGAUUCUAGCAGACUUCCUCGCAGCACACCCAGUACCGACUAGUUCCCCUCUCAAUGAUGAUUUGUCAAAUGAACAAAUAAUGGAUGUAGAAAAUUCCAAGACUCGACGUUGGGAACUAUAUUUUGAUGGGGCUUAUUCAGAACAAAAGGAUAAAGAAUUGCAAACAAUAAUAUCUGGUAAAGCAGGGAUUGGAUUAAUUAUCAUUACACCAAAAAAGGGAAUGUUAAGGUAUUCUUAUCAUUUGACGGAACCGUGCACAAAUAACGAGACAGGGUAUGAGGCAUUGAUAACAGUGUUACAACUAGCAAUAUCAAUGGGUAUAACUGACAUUAAUAUUUACGGAGAUUCACAGUUGAUCAUUGAACAGGUUGUUGGGCAAUACAAAAUUUUGAAGAAGCCUAAAUUGGAACAAUAUCAUCGUUAUACAAUGAAGUUAUUAGAACAGAUUCCAGAUGUGACAAUAUGCAGAAUCCCAAGUGGAGAAAAUACUCUCACCGAUGCUUUGGCUAAACUUGCCAAGGAAUUCGCAUGUCCACAAGAAGAUUCCAUUAAGAUCACUUUUCAAGGACUUCAGGUUUUGUAA
Messenger RNA from Phalaenopsis equestris, 639 nucleotides. RefSeq lists its product as uncharacterized. The record is from RefSeq and is a predicted model, not a curated record. The coding region runs from base 1 to 639 and encodes 212 amino acids. The transcript has a single exon. Gene Ontology annotation, molecular function: nucleic acid binding; RNA-DNA hybrid ribonuclease activity. NCBI's taxonomy places the organism in Eukaryota, Viridiplantae, Streptophyta, Magnoliopsida, Asparagales, Orchidaceae.